Messenger RNA from Pipistrellus nathusii (Nathusius's pipistrelle), 894 nucleotides. The record is from the annotation of a GenBank genome assembly. Lineage: Eukaryota; Metazoa; Chordata; Mammalia; Chiroptera; Vespertilionidae.
AUGGCGGCUUGGACCAUUGUCAAUCUGAGCAGAACCGCUGGACCCUGCUUGCGGGUUCUAGGCCCUGGAGCCCAGGCGGCUUUUCCGUGCGUCUCCCCAGGCUUUCAGCCCCAUCCCCCGGGCUGUAGCCCCGCUCGGAGUCGGACGCUGCACCGCACCACCGCAGCCCCCGCUGGGCACAACAAGUGGUCCAAAGUCCGACAUAUCAAGGGUCCCAAGGACACUGAAAGGAGUCGCAUCUUCUCCAAGCUUGCUUUGAGCAUCCGCCUAGCGGUUAAAGAAGGAGGCCCCAACCCUGACCUCAACAGCAGCCUGGCCCACAUCUUAGAGGUGUGUCGCAACAAGCACAUGCCCAAGUCAACAAUUGAGACAGCGCUGAAAAUGGAGAAAACCAAGGACAUUUAUUUGUUAUAUGAAUGUCGAGGCCCAGGUGGCUCUUCUCUGCUCAUUGAGGCAUUAUCUAACAGUGGCCCCAAGUGCCAUUCGGACAUCAAACAUAUCCUGAACAAGAAUGGGGGAAUGAUGGCUGAAGGAGCUCGCUACUCCUUUGACAAAAAGGGGGUGAUUGUGAUUGGAGUGAAGGACAAAGAGAAGAAAGAAGUGAGCUUAGAACGUGCCCUGGAGCUGGCGAUUGAAGCAGGAGCUGAGGAUGUUAACGAAACUGAAGACGAAGAGGAACAAAACAUUUUUAAAUUUAUUUGUGAUCCCUCUUCACUACAUCAAGUGAGGAAGAAGCUGGACUCCCUGGGCUUGUGUCCUGUGUCCUGUGCACAAGAAUUCAUCCCCAACACAAAGGUGCGGCUGGCUGACCCUGACCUGGAGCAGGCCGCCCACCUCAUCCAGGCUCUUGGCAACUAUGAGGACGUGAUCCAGGUCUAUGACAACAUUGAGUAA